AUGGCGGCGCGCCAGUCAUCACCCACGUCAGAACAUUCCUCCCAUUCGGAUAACAAUGUCCGCAAACGGGUCUGCAAGGCCUGUGACCGGUGUCGAUUGAAGAAAUCAAAAUGCGACGGAGCCAACCCGUGUGGUCGGUGUCGAGCAGACAAUGCGAUUUGCGUUUUUGGAGAGCGGAAAAAGGCCCACGACAAGGUGUACCCUAAGGGGUAUGUGGAAAUGCUGGAGCAACAACAAGUAUGGCUGGUCAACGGUCUGCAAGAACUAUACCGACGCGCUCAAGAAGGAGAAGGCUGGCUGGGCGAUCCCUUACCGUGCGAGCCCAACGGCCACCCGCUCACCCACGACCUGUUGACCCGGCUCGGCGCGUUGGAUCUGACCAAGGGGGAGCACUUUGAAGAGAAUACGGAGCUCAUGCAGCGCGACCUGUGGCGACAUAGCGCCGGCACGAUGCAACGACAGGAAUCCUCCGACGGCGGCAGCUCUGACAGCGCCCAGUCGCCCAUCACUGCUCCGAAUUGUUCAUUUUCCUCCUUUCAACAGCCGCAGUACCAGCAACAACAACACCAACAACACCAACAACAAGCGCAGCGACAUCUCCCCCCGACACCACCAGAGUAUAGUCCACUGACGCGCGCCCAGCCGUUGAUCAUCCCUACCUCACCCGUCUGCUCGUCGUCACCGAUGAUCAAGAUCGAGCAGCAGCAGCAGCAGCAGCAGCAGCAGCAGCAGCAGCAGCAGCAGCAGCAGCAGCAGCCCCUGCUACCCGCACAGCUGUCCUCCCUGUCGGCGGGGGGUGUGGUGAACCCGAUCGCCCUGCAGGGCGGCCCGCAGGCGUGGCCCCCCGCACAUCAACAUUUCACCGGCGGCUUCGACGAGAUGGAUCUCAUGGGCCCUGACUUUAACACAACGGGUGGUCCCCUCUCCUUUGAUGAGCCGCCCAUGUCGUCCUCCCCGCUGUUCGGCCGUAACCUGUCCAUCAGCUGUAUGGGCGGCGUGGGGUCCUACAUGGACAGCAAGGCGGAUUUUGACGAUUUCAACCAGUUCUUUAAUCCCAACCCGCCGGAAAUUACGUCUAUCUAG
Molecule: messenger RNA, 1083 nt
Organism: Penicilliopsis zonata CBS 506.65
Lineage: Eukaryota; Fungi; Ascomycota; Eurotiomycetes; Eurotiales; Aspergillaceae
Exons: 3
Coding region: 1-1083 (360 amino acids)
Biological process (GO): regulation of DNA-templated transcription
Molecular function (GO): DNA-binding transcription factor activity, RNA polymerase II-specific; zinc ion binding
Source: RefSeq, a predicted model, not a curated record